GAAAUCAUACCAAACCCCACCCAACCUACAACGACCACGACGACUCCUCUCCUCCCUUUCUCUCUCUUCACCCGCAGCACGCGCGCCGCCGUCUCCGGCGAUGGAAGUUGCCGCCGGCGCCCGCGGCGGCGGGGCCGGCGGAGGAGGGGGAGGCCCCGCGCCGUUCCUGCUCAAGACGUACGAGAUGGUGGACGACCCGUCGACGGACGCGGUGGUGUCGUGGAGCGACGCCUCCGACGCGAGCUUCGUCGUCUGGAACCACCCGGAGUUCGCCGCCCGCCUGCUGCCCGCCUACUUCAAGCACAGCAACUUCUCCAGUUUCAUCCGCCAGCUCAACACCUACGGAUUCCGUAAAAUAGAUCCAGAGCGAUGGGAAUUUGCCAAUGAGUACUUCAUCAAGGGACAAAAGCACCUGCUGAAGAAUAUCCACAGGCGUAAGCCUAUCCACAGCCACAGCCAUCCACCAGGUGCUCUGCCCGAUAAUGAGCGUGCAAUAUUUGAGGAUGAGAUCGAACGGCUUUCACGAGAGAAAUCCAACCUCCAGGCUGACCUCUGGAAAUCCAAGCAGCAGCAGUCGGGAACGAUGAACCAGAUUGAAGAUCUUGAGCGACGAGUGCUUGGCAUGGAGCAGCGACAGACCAAGAUGAUUGCCUUCUUGCAGCAAGCUAGUAAGAACCCUCAGUUUGUCAACAAGCUUGUUAAGAUGGCAGAAGCAUCUUCGAUUUUCACGGAUGCUUUCAAUAAGAAGAGAAGGUUACCUGGUUUGGAUUACAGUAUCGAGAACACAGAAACCACAAGCUUUUAUGAUGACCAUAGCAGCACUUCUAAGCAAGAAACAGGCAAUCUUUUAAAUCAGCACUUCUCUGAUAAGCUUAGGUUGGGACUUUGUCCUGCCAUGACAGAGAGCAAUAUCAUCACGCUAAGCACGCAAAGCUCAAACGAAGAUAACAGAAGCCCUCAUGGUAAACAUCCAGAGUGUGACAUGAUGGGGAGGGAAUGUCUCCCGUUGGUGCCGCAGAUGAUGGAACUCUCCGAUACCGGCACAUCUAUCUGCCCCUCCAAGAGCUCUUGCUUUGCACCACCUAUAAGUGAUGAAGGCCUCUUAACAUGCCAUCUGAGUCUAACUCUUGCAUCAUGCUCGAUGGAUGUUGACAAAAGCCAAGGCCUCAAUGCAAAUGGGACCACUAUAGACAACCCAACUGAGGCAGCAACAGCUACCAUGGAAAAGGAUGACACCAUUGACAGAAGCUUCGAUGACAACCAAAAGAAAUCAGCUGAUUCUCGUACAGCAGAUGCCACAACACCACGAGCGGAUGCACGAGUAGCCAGUGAGGCUCCUGCAGCCCCGGCUGCAGUGGUGAAUGACAAGUUCUGGGAGCAGUUCCUAACAGAGCGACCUGGCUGCUCUGAAACUGAAGAAGCAAGCUCUGGCCUAAGAACAGAUACUUCCAGGGAGCAAAUGGAGAACAGGCAGGCAUAUGAUCACUCACGGAAUGACAGAGAAGACGUGGAACAACUGAAACUCUGAAUUUACUAUAGAAUUAUACAAUUUACAAGAAGGGAUACAGGCGUACAGUGUAAGAUGUUUAGAAUCAGGAACCUGCUGUUAAACAUGACAGAUCAAUGGGUGUACAACAUCACACAGGUGUACAUAUUUUUUUUCCCUGAAUGUUUCGGAGGGUUAAGAUUAAUAGUUCGAUUAACCACACCAGUUGUUGUAAAAUCGAUGUGUCUGUCUGUCUGGCAUGGUUUCUCAUCUUGUUGGUAGUGAUUUAUGUUAUGCAGUGUCAAGCUGCCACAGCGGAGAAUCAAAAUUAGCAUGUACAUUACCCUUAAAUAUCCUUUUCGUAAAAAUAUUUUUACGAUCAUUUUUUUCAAA
Molecule: messenger RNA, 1879 nt
Organism: Oryza sativa Japonica Group (Japanese rice)
Lineage: Eukaryota; Viridiplantae; Streptophyta; Magnoliopsida; Poales; Poaceae
Source: RefSeq, a predicted model, not a curated record